AUGGACUUUCAGAGUAGGCAGUACGCGGGGGUGCAUCACUUGACGCAGUGGAAGUACGCGACACCUUACGCGAAUGUCGAUAGUGGGUAUGGCUCCGACGAGUUCGCCCACGAAUCCCCCAGAUACACGUCGCCAGGCGCCGGCGCCGGCUACUACAUCGGGCCCGAGGGCGGCGGCGGCGGCCCGAGCCCGGCGGGCGGCGAAUGGCCACCCCACGCGUACCCCUACCAGACGUACGAGGCGUACGGCCUCAUUCCCGAGGUGGAGCCCGGCCAGGGGCUGCCGCCCAUGUCGUCGCUGAGGCCGGGCGGCACACCUACAACCACCACCGCCAACGCUGCUGCUGCGACGAUGCUGGGUGCGCCGCCCUUCGUGGCGGCCGGUCAUCAGGAUGGGGUGGCGGUCAACAAGGGUUUGGCGGGUAUAUAUCCAGCAGCUGAACAGGCGAGCGCCAGCAGCUACAGCUCGGCCCCAUCCACACCGGUCAGCUCGCCACCCCCGAUAGCACCUACAGGGUGGUUGACAAACCACAGCACUCCGCAUUCGCCGCACUACACGCAAGCCGUCACUGUAAAUAAUACCGUCGCUCCUCAGGGAUUACACAUGCCUGCACCUGAAGCGCAACGUUUAGAUGAUGCUAUUGGCUUCUUAAGGGAACAUGCUGUUGAGGCAACGGGCACCCGCAUGGAAGAACGCCUGGACGACGCCAUCAACGUGCUGCGGAACCACGCGGAACCGCUCGGGCUGGCUGGGCAGCUGCCGGGCGGCCUCUCGGCGCAUCAGAUGCAGCAGCUCGGGUACGCUGCGCCGCCCGUUCCGCCCGACCACCACCUGCCCGAUACCGUCAAGACCGAGGGGCGGACGACGUACAACACAAAAAAACGCAAAGAACCUCCAGAUAGUGACACCAAACCAUCCAGCUCUGUUGAAAGUAUAAGUCAGCCUAACUCAACUAGUGGGAACCCACCAAAAGCUAGUAAACGCUCAAGAAGAUAUUGUUCCAGUGCUGACGAAACAGAAGAGGGUGAUUUAGAUCCAGUUAUGAAGGCACAAAGGGAAAAAGAGAGGCGACAGGCUAAUAAUGCCAGGGAAAGGAUACGUAUUCGUGAUAUAAAUGAAGCUCUCAAAGAACUUGGAAGAAUGUGUAUGGCACAUUUAAAAACGGACAAACCACAGACGAAACUGGGUAUAUUGAAUAUGGCUGUAGAAGUUAUCAUGACUUUGGAACAGCAAGUUAGAGAGAGGAAUCUGAACCCGAAAGCUGCUUGUUUGAAACGACGGGAAGAAGAGAAGGCAGAAGAUGGGCCUAAAUUAGGUCCAGGACCGCCACAUCACAUGCUCUCUGCCCCCCAUUACCCCUCACUACCAGGGCCACCUACCAAUUUGCCUCACAAUCCAGGUCAGCCGCAAUAG
Molecule: messenger RNA, 1413 nt
Organism: Phaedon cochleariae (mustard beetle)
Lineage: Eukaryota; Metazoa; Arthropoda; Insecta; Coleoptera; Chrysomelidae
Source: the annotation of a GenBank genome assembly